AUGUUGAAACACACUAAAGAUCAGUGUUUUAAACUGGUCGGUUACCCCGAAUGGUGGAAUGAUGGCCACAAGAAAACUGGUGUCCCGACUGAGAAAGGGAAGGCGGCCAUGGGUUCCGGUACCGACGACAAUCAAAUGCAAGGGAGCUUUGGUGGUAUCGCCACAUCUGGUGUGAAAAGCGACGAAGGAGAUGACUUCAGGACUGGGUUGAUCAUUGGGCGUGGCACUGAACGACGGGGAUUAUACUAUGUGGAUGAGGUGACUCAACACGGUACUGUGAUGCUUGCUCAUGGAACACCAAAUAGAGAAGCAUGGCUAUGGCAUAGGAGGUUGGGGCAUCCAUCGACGGGCUACUUGCAUUUAUUAUUUCCUAAAAUUUUCCCUUCCAGUAACGUUUUAGUUUGUGAAACUUGUGUUCUUGCCAAAAGGCAUAGACAAACCUUUAAACUAAAUAACACUCGUGUGAAUUUACCUUUUUCUUUGAUUCAUUCUGAUGUUUGGGGGCCGGCAGAAGUUAACGGGGGGCAAGGUUUCUAUUUUUUUCUAUUGUUUGUGGAUGAUUGCACACGAAUGACUUGGGUAUAUUUCCUCAAACACAAAUCCAAAGUUUUUAAAUUUUUUACCAUGUUCCAUGCUAUGGUUUAA
This is a messenger RNA of Lactuca virosa, 645 nucleotides long. The record is from the annotation of a GenBank genome assembly. Lineage: Eukaryota; Viridiplantae; Streptophyta; Magnoliopsida; Asterales; Asteraceae.